GGACCAAAGUUCUGGGGUAUUUUUUUCUUUCUCCAGAAAGGUUGACGGGAAGGUCUGUUUUGGUCUACAUAUACCCACAGUAAGAGGAGGAUCAAAGCAAGGAAGGAAGCGUCAUGCCAAAAUCAGACUAUCAGUACGAAGAGGGUACGUUUGACGUCACACCCGAGAUAAAGCGUGACUUCGACGAGAAUGGCUACGUCAUCAUCAGGGGUGUCCUGAGUAAGCAGGAGAUUUCCAAACUUCGCCAGGCGUUGGAGUUGGAGGACGGAGUGAAGAAACACUCGUACGAGAUUCCGGACGGGUCUGGCAAGAACAUCCGGCUCUGCAUCUGGAGACACCCCGGAAAUGACGUCACAGCGAUGAUAGCCAGGAUGGAGAAAACCGCUGGAUUCAUGGGAAAGUUCCUGGGAGGUGAGGUGUACCAUCACCACUCUAAACUAAUUCAGAAGGAACCGUACACUGGCGGACAGUUCAGCUGGCACCAGGACUAUGGGUAUUGGUACAAAAAUGGCUGCCUCUUCCCGGACAUGGCGUCUUUCCAUCUCGCCGUUGAUAAAGCAGACAGGGAGAACGGGUGCAUGCAGAUUCUGCCAGGUUCGCACAGGUUGGGCCGUAUUGACCACACGUUUGUAGGCGGGCAGCAGGGAGCAGACCUGGAGCGGGUCAACCACGUCAGGAAGCUGUUCGACCUGGUUCACCUGGAACUGGACGAAGGCGACGCCUGCUACUUUCACAGCAACCUGCUGCACUGCAGUGGCCAGAACAACUCCGCUAGGCGGCGCUGGGCCAUCGUCACCGCCUUCAACCGCGCCAGUAACAACCCCGUACCCGAGGAGUCCCACCCCUGGCCUCUGUACACACCGAUACAGAUGGUUCCGAAUGACGCGUUGCUGAAAUGCGAGAAUUUCACAGACCUGAGCGGCAAGGCAUUCGUGGACCCCACCACCGACAAGAACGUCAAGAUCGACACCAACUCGGUCCAGAAGUAACUCAUCUGUAUCUGUAUCGAUAUCAGUAUAACCUGUAUAACCGCCCUUCGGCGUCACACACCAUCUUCGCAGGCACGCGGCGCGGCGACAGCUAGCUACAUGUAUAUCACACUGGACGACUUUAAUUCUUGUGAUGAUGCGCCAACUGUGGUUGGUGGCAAUCGGUUCCACUCUACGAUAGUUCUUGAAAAAUACAAGUUUUUGAACACCUCAAUUCUUGCUUAAUAACUCUGAUAUUUGAAGGCAUGGCUGUUUCUUGUUCUUUUCUGGGCCUUUCUAGGCAUUCAGGAUAUGCUGUUCUGAAAUGGGAAGCUUCUACUU
This is a messenger RNA of Branchiostoma belcheri (Belcher's lancelet), 1310 nucleotides long. RefSeq names its product ectoine dioxygenase-like. Lineage: Eukaryota; Metazoa; Chordata; Leptocardii; Amphioxiformes; Branchiostomatidae. The record is from RefSeq and is a predicted model, not a curated record. Bases 114 to 989 code for a protein of 291 amino acids. The transcript has 8 exons.